This is a messenger RNA of Podarcis muralis (Common wall lizard), 3739 nucleotides long. It is a transcript of the gene BCL7C, whose product is annotated as BAF chromatin remodeling complex subunit BCL7C. The record is from RefSeq and is a predicted model, not a curated record. Lineage: Eukaryota; Metazoa; Chordata; Lepidosauria; Squamata; Lacertidae.
ACCUGCAGGCUGCUCCAUCAUCUGCCUCUCUGCAUUUAUCAAAAAGGAUGCAAUCCUCUAUUUCAGACUGUCAAUUUCUUCUUCUUCUCAAGCUCUCCUAGUCACCAGAGGGCGCUCCCUGUGCUGCAAAUCUCUAUGAAAAAAGAAAAACAACCCAAAGAAUUUAUAUUAUUUUCUUCCGAUGUUGCUCCCCGGUGAUGUCUGGACGGGCGGUUCGAGCUGAGACACGCAGUCGGGCAAAAGAUGACAUCAAGAAAGUGAUGGCAGCCAUCGAGCAUGUCCGCAGAUGGGAAAAGCGGUGGGUGACGGUUGGGGACACAUCUCUUCGGAUCUACAAGUGGGUACCUAUUGUGGACCCCCGAGAUGAGGAGAAAAGGCGGCUGGCAGGCAACAGCGAGCAGCAGCGGACCAAAGAGCGAAGAGCCCGCAUGCCCAGCCCUCGGAGGAACCCAGCCCUACUCAUGCUGGACCUCAAUGACGAGAACAGCAAUCAGAGUUCCAUUUCGGAGACCUCCUUGCUGAAAGGCGGGGACACCAGCCCCAGCUCCACCCUUGACCGCAGCCAGACUGUAACUCCCACCCCAUUAGGGGAGCUCAAGGCGGAGGACUCUCAGCCUCCUUUGUUGGGGCAGGAAGGAGAGUCUGGAGUGUUGCUUCUGGAGGGGACAGAUGAACCUCCCAUGCUUACCAAAGAAGAGCCGGAUUCCAAGACGUCAGAGACCCAGGACGCAGCAAGCCCCGCGAAGCCCGCGAAAGAGGCCUUCGAAGUACCAACGCCUGAGGCAGAACAGCCACCCGAGGCUCCGCCAUUGAAGCGCAUGCGCAGUGAGGCACAAGAUUCGGAGUCUAGCCAGCCCUCAGAUGCUUAACCUCUGGCCUGCUUUUGCUCUCCCCCAUCUCUUUUGACAGGGGAGGGGGAGGAGACUUGCUGGGAGAUAUAUAUUAACAUAUUAUGCUAAAAUAUGGUGGCCAGCCCACCUUUAUGCCACCUUGUCCACCUGGGCACUGUCACCAUUUCACUACGCUUGCUGCCCCCUGGUGCAGCCGCUGGGCAAACAGAAGACUGUUGUUGGUGAAUAAACAUGGCGGCCAUCCUUGGAUACCCUCAGAAGCCAUGUUUGUUUACAUUCAACAGCCCCUCCCCCCCCCACAGUGUGCAUGCAUGAUUCGCAGUAUUAAAAGGAAAUGUGCUGGUGGGGAGCAAAGCUCAAGCAAAGGCGGGUGGGGAGAUUAUGGUGACAAGAGGGGAACUGGGAAGGUUUCCUGAAAGGCCUGGUGGACCCAAUGCAUCAUAUAGAGAUCUCUGGCACUGUGAGAGAGGAAGGGAGGCAUAAGCACACUAGCCCAAAGAAAAAGGAACAAAGGCUUGAUUUAGGAAAAAUAAAUAAAUCAGGAAAGCCACAAAUUCCCAGGUCGUUUUUUUCUACCCCAGGUUAGAGAGCUUGAGGGCAUCUGUGGGUUUAAAAGCCAAGCUGCAUGGACCACCAAACCCACCCAAAAUCCAAAUUUUACAACUGGGAAGAAACAUCUGGCAAAUACAGCCAAAUAAGGAUCUUUGCUUACUUCCGUAUAAUUGUAUUGUUUUCAUUUUUUUCGAAGGAGAGGAUUGUGGAGGUGUUUCUGAGCUCUUCUUCAGAAUUGCAAAUUGCAUCAUCUCUCACAUAGUUUUCUAGGCACACAGGAUACUGUGGAGCCCAGAUUAAGGGAAGGAUAGGCCAUUAAUUGCUGCAAUAAGUCCUGGAGGCCAAAGCUAUGUAGAUGUUAUGCACUCUGCCUUGAAAGCUCCUUUGCCUAAUCCCAGAUAUGCAGGGGCUGCAUUUGGGGAAAGGAAAAGGAACUCUAUAUGCUUAGAAAAAACUCCCUGCAUUGUUGUUCCUUAAUGUUUGUAGAGCUCAAUUCCUUAGAACUGAAACAAUCUGGGGGCAGAGACCUCAUCACUUCUGACUCUCAAUAACUCAUGGCAAGGGAGAUGGAGGAGCUUGGCUUCUAUACCUGCCUCUAGAAGAAGGCAGGUUCAUCUCCAGAGGUGAGAAGAGGGAGCUGGAUGUGUCUGAGCCCAUACUUCUUGGACUGAAUAGAGCCCAGCCUUUGCUAGAAGGGCAUUGAGUGUUGUAGGUUGAAAGGUGGGCAUUGGAAGCCCCUCCCCCCGAUCCGGAUGCAAAAUUGGAAGGAAUCAGGAGGCAAAAAAGGUUCCAAACUAGUGGAAUAGUAGAGAAUCAAUCAACAUUUUGGGUUUAGUGGUGUAUAUACACUUUUUCUUUUCGUUACAGAGUUUGCUGUUCAACAGCAAGCUGUGUCUGUACAGGAGCUUCCACAUUUCCAUACCUUACCCCAAAAGUUGUUAGCUUUCUCUUUGGUUGCCUGGGCUUUGCUACUCCUUUCUGUUCUUCCUCCUCUCCCCACUCCUACCCCGCUUCCCAACCACUCUGUUAAGAUGGAGAUAUGGUGCCUUAAGAGCACUGUAUCUCCUUAAUACCAUCAUAUAAUAGUUCCUGGAUAACUGUGGCACUGCAGCUGAUAAUCAGGAGGGACGUUUUAACGCCAGAGGAUGCUGAUUUUGACAGGCUCCCACAAAUUGGAUGUGUUCAGUCCUUCAGUCCCACUCCUUGCUAGUUUUGCUCUUUGAUAAAAUGCCCUUCUUGUGACUUCUUCAUGUAACGAGAGGACUGAGGGGUGCUGGUUGUUUGAACAACGAAACCAAAUGCCUCUCCGGGUUUUAUGGGGCAGCAUUGCUCAUGGAUAUAACUGUGUACAUAAAUCACACAAGUGGAUGCUUCAGAUCCACCCUCUCUGCUAGCUGGCUCCCCCCCCCCCCGGGGCAGGAUGCCAACCAAUCAUAGCUGCUGGCAUCACCCCCUACCCACCUGGGCUGUGGGCAAUCUCCCCAAAUUAUUGGCCGUUUGUGCUGUUGUCAUGCUUUAGCCCUCUGAGCACAGCUCUUUUCUGCAAACCAACAACCUGCUUGCUCCCAGUUUAGCUUUUCAAGUCCAAAUCUGCACCUCACGUUCCUGCAAGACGCAGCUUUCAAGUGAUCUCAGUAACCAGGAACUCUGAAUUCAAGGUCAGCCCAAAUUGACUCCGAGCAGGAGCCAAAAAGAACAGGACUCAAACCCUUAUGCCUACCAUUAGGCAAGGUGAUAAUCCCCACAUCCCUCAGCUGUCAAAUUUCGGGAUAGCAUUAAAGAACAGUAAAAUAAAGUUGUUGGGUUUUUUUGAAAGAUAAAAAAGGGACUACAGGAACAUAUGGAAAUGCAUACUCUGUUGUUGGUCUCCCGCCUUCUUCCUCUUGUGGUUGGCCAAGGCUCAAUGGGAAAUACCUUUUCUGGAUCAAUUCAGUGCGCUUCAAACGUGACAAUUGCACAAAUCCUGCAUGUAGUCUGCUGCAUGUAACAGACCCAUGUGCAUGUACUUUCUCACAUGCAGCCGGCCCCAGUAAGUUACUCCACUUGUGCGUUUGCCUUGAAAAAGACAUUAGGGUUAUACUGUGGGGCCAUCAUGUCUCACGUGGUAUUUGCACAAUGUCAAGCAUGGAAAUGAUUUCCAUGUGGGAGCUUUUAAAUGUUCAACAUAGGCCCUUAAGCCGGCACUCAUUCAGCGAAGCCCUUAGUAGCAGCGGGAGUGUGCUAUUGUUUAUUUCAGCAAUAAUGUGUUAAUGUUUCUUUUCUUUUCUUACCUAUUGUUUUAUAAGCAAUUUUACAUUGUAAUUCUCUUGGUCUAUAAAGGAGAUUCCUCAUCCUGA